GAACGCAGCACUGCGCUGAAGGUUGCCGAACUCGACCUGGCGCAUGCACAAGGCCAUGUGCAGCAGUUCCAAGAGAUCAGCCAGGCGAAUGAAGUGGUGCUAGCAGGCUUUAAUGCGACCUACGAUGACUACAAGUCAUCCACGGAGUCGCAGCUCGUGAAGCACGAGUCCGAUUAUAACGCUCUGUCAGAGAACUUGCACGUCGUCCAGCAGGAGCUGACGGCGUCUCGGGAGGUGAUGGCGGAGACGAAGCGCACGUUUGACAAGGGGUGGGAGUCGUGGGCGAAUGAUAAGCGGACACUUGAGGAUACCCUCAUCGAGCUGACCAUGUCGGAGAAGCAUAUCGCGGAAGACAGG
Molecule: messenger RNA, 357 nt
Organism: Heterobasidion irregulare TC 32-1
Lineage: Eukaryota; Fungi; Basidiomycota; Agaricomycetes; Russulales; Bondarzewiaceae
Exons: 2
Source: RefSeq, a predicted model, not a curated record